Daucus carota subsp. sativus is the source of this 1649-nucleotide messenger RNA. RefSeq names its product 7-deoxyloganetic acid glucosyltransferase-like. Gene Ontology annotation, molecular function: UDP-glycosyltransferase activity. NCBI's taxonomy places the organism in Eukaryota, Viridiplantae, Streptophyta, Magnoliopsida, Apiales, Apiaceae. The transcript has 2 exons. Bases 84 to 1565 code for a protein of 493 amino acids. The record is from RefSeq and is a predicted model, not a curated record.
AAAUUUGGCUUCAUACAUAUUCCUUUGAAGGACCUUCUAUAAAAUGAUCAUGGUAAACUAUGCAUUCAUAACAAUCUGGAUUAAUGGGGCAUCAAGCAGAUGAAUUCCUCUCGCCCCAUGUUCUAUUCAUGCCGAUACCAUUACAAAGCCCCGUAAAUUGUAUGCUUAAGCUGGCUGAGCUUCUUUGCAUGGCUGAUAUUCAUGUCACAUUUCUUAACAUUGACCAUUUCCACUCCCGUCUCCUCCAGUACACUGACGUCGAAUCUCGGUUUUCCAAAUAUCCGGGCUUUUGUUUCCAGACUAUCUCUGAUGGCCUGCCUAAAGAUCACCCUCGCUGCGCCGAUAAAUUUUACGAGAUGAUGGAUGCUAUGGAAAACGUAGUGCAGCCACUUUUAAUGAAGAAGCUGAGAAGUGGAAGCUUGAGCAGCAAGUCCUCUGGCAAUAAGGCUCUACCAAUUACAUGCAUUAUUUCAGAAGCCAUUAUAGGAUGUGCUCUUGAUAUAUCACAACAAAUCAAUGUUUCACUCUUAUAUUUCGAUACAAUUAGUCCUUGUGCUGUUUGGACUUAUUUAUGCCUUCCUAAACUCAUCGAAGCAGGGGAGGUUCCUUUUAAAGAUAAUGACAUGGACGCUAGCAUAGGAUGUGUACCAGGCAUGGAAAGUUUUCUCAGGCGUCGUGAUCUCCCUCAUUUUUGUCGAGUCCAUGACAUCUCAGAUCAGAGCAUUCAAUUGGCAUUGAAGGAGGCACGCCAAUUGCCCAAAGCACAAGGCAUCAUACUGAACACGUUUGAACACCUUGACAAAGCCAUACUCUCUCUAAUUGGAAAUCUUUGUCCGAACCUCUAUGCUAUAGGUCCACUACAUUCACUCUACAAUACAAAGGUUGCAGCAUGCAUUAAACCUCCAGAGCCUAAUUCCACCAAUAGUCUCUGGAAAGAAGACAGAAGCUGCUUAACUUGGCUCAAUGCACAAGCACCAAAAAGUGUAUUAUAUGUUAGCAUUGGAAGUCAAGUGCCUAUGACAAUAAACCAAAAGAUGGAGCUAUGGCAUGGCCUAGUGAAUAGUGAAUCAAGAUUCUUGUGGAUCAUUAGGCCUGGAUCCAUAAUCGGAGAAACAAGUGAGGACGUGGAAGUUUUGGAGAGGCAUACCAAAGAGAGGGGGUGUAUUGUGAGUUGGGCACCUCAAGAAGAGGUGCUAGCACAUGAAGCCAUUGGGGGAUUUUUCACACAUAGUGGAUGGAAUUCAACUCUGGAGAGUAUCGUUGCGGGUGUGCCAAUGAUCUGUUGGCCAUGCUAUGUAGACCAACAAGUAGUUAGUAGGUACACUAGUAUGGUCUGGAAAAUUGGACUUGACAUGAAAGAUGUUUUGGAUCGAGUCAUGGUUGAGAAGAUGGUAAGGGAACUUAUGGUAUCGAGGAGGAAUGAGUUCCUGAAAUCAGCUACUGAGACUGCAAAACUGGCAAAAGUGAGCGUAAGUGAAGGUGGGAGUUCAAGUUGCAGUUUAGACAGGCUGAUUGAGGACAUUAGAUUCAUGAGCUUACCAGCACCAAAGCUGUCUGGAACCUAAACGAUUUUUCAAUGAAUGAAAUUUCUAAGAUAUGUUUACAGUUGCAAGUACACAGCACAAUCUAAAUAAAAACUUGCUUUCUCA